Molecule: messenger RNA, 1456 nt
Organism: Mytilus trossulus (common blue mussel)
Lineage: Eukaryota; Metazoa; Mollusca; Bivalvia; Mytilida; Mytilidae
Product: probable serine/threonine-protein kinase DDB_G0278845
Exons: 3
Coding region: 1-1032 (343 amino acids)
Source: RefSeq, a predicted model, not a curated record
AUGAUCAACUCUUAUCUUUGUUUUCAGACCGUAAAUACGGACAAUAUUACAGUUUCGGAAACUCUGCAAAAUGAAACAGAAGGUUCGGUCAUUCGAAAUACUUUCAAACGGAAACAUUCAGAUUCGUUUGAUGACCAUGAAAAUACAAAGAAGCAAAAGCAAAAUGAGAAGUCGGAGGAUGAAAUCAAAGAUGAAAAGGAGUCGUUGCAGUCAGAGAAUUAUGUCGAAAAAAAAGAAGAGAGCGUAAGACCAGCACCUUCAGAAAUAAAGGAAAGUAAUAUCGCCCAUUUAAAAGAUGAUAAUGAUUUCAGACUCGAUAAGGAGAAUGAACUGAAACCUAAUUCAACUUUAACUAAAGGUGAGAGCAAUGAAGAGUCAAAAGAUUUGGACGACUCUAUUUCUGAAAAUGAGGAAAGUCAACAUGAUCAGAGCGAAAUUUCAUGUGAAAAACAGAAGACAGAAGACACAGCCAUCAAUACAGUUUAUGAAGCUGCAUCAGAAAGUGAUACCAAUAGCAAGAAUAGUGAUGAUAGUUCACCUACAGGAAUCGAUAAUGAAAGCAACGGUACACCCUCAGUUCCAGAACCCGAACCAAUAACCAGGGAAGAAGCGAAAAAACAUCCCAAGUUAUACAGAUUACUACGAGAAAAUGAAAACAAGAACAAUGGAUUGCGGGCCAAAUAUCCUUUUUCAAAUAUAAGUGUGGGGCACCACGUUGCUUAUGGAAGCAAGGGGGAAAUUUCAAAGUACAUCUCAACAUGUUCCAGUCCUUAUGCAGCACAUAACUUGCUUGAAGUAAAGAGAAGUAGAGGAAAUAACAGAAACGGAAACAAUAACGACAAGAUCGUAGAAAUUGAUGUCAAUAAACUACCUUUAAAUGUCUCUAUUAUUGAUCUUACAAGCGAAGAACUCAGAGAACCAUACGAAGUACGUGAUGAAGAAACAAACAGAAAAUUUCAUAAAUUUGCUCGAACAUAUAGGGAGGUCUUGCUUGUAGGGAAUAUACCUGCAAACUGUCUUCAAUAUUAUUGAUAUAGUACCAGAAAUGGGUCCCUUAACAGUAAAUAAAUGUGUUAGAUCGAAAGUGAAAAACUGUCGAUAAUAAAUUGGAAUAGUUUAAAUCAUCAACUUACAGGUUUCAUUCCAUAAGGACACAAGCAGGUGUUUAGCGACUUCUUAUCAAAAGCUUAAUGUGAUAUAAAAACUAUUUAUUUCUUCAUCUUUUUCGUUCUUUGUGACUUGCAUUCAACUGUGCGUGUUGUUACAUCAUAAAUAAUAACAUGCCACUAUCAUGUGUGUGUAAAUAAUGUUGUUAUGGCUAAUUUACGGAAUUUUGUAAAUAUUUUUUAGCCGUGGCGGCCAUCUUCUUUAUAAUUCAGCACUCCAUCUACAUACUGAUGAUAACGUGCCGGGCACUGAUUUUACUAUACCGUGCGUGCGUGGGAUCUAACUUUUA